Thunnus maccoyii (southern bluefin tuna) is the source of this 2677-nucleotide messenger RNA. It is a transcript of the gene syt9a, whose product is annotated as synaptotagmin IXa. Lineage: Eukaryota; Metazoa; Chordata; Actinopteri; Scombriformes; Scombridae. Gene Ontology annotation, biological process: cellular response to calcium ion; calcium-ion regulated exocytosis; regulation of dopamine secretion. Gene Ontology annotation, molecular function: phosphatidylserine binding; clathrin binding; SNARE binding. The transcript is spliced from 8 exons. The record is from RefSeq and is a predicted model, not a curated record. Gene Ontology annotation, cellular component: membrane; dense core granule. The coding region runs from base 383 to 2074 and encodes 563 amino acids.
CCAGCUAAUUCUCCUCAGAACAGAAUGCUGCUCAACUUUCCAGAGCUUUUCACCGUCUGAACGCGUAAAGACAUUAGGCAAACAGACGACGGAGCGCCUGGUGCAAAGAUUCACUGGAGCGAGAGUCCGGCUUUGAAGCGCGCACGCAUUUCAGCACCUUGGACAGCGCGCGGCGCCGCAGUGGCAAUGCGUGGAUUCAACCGGUGGCUUCCAAUCAAAGCAGCAGUCCGUUUCCAUCGUACUGGUAGGCGUGCCGCUGGAUGAGUGGUUGACUCCAGAAGCCGUGCUGAGCAGCGUGGAGUAGGUGUCUGUCAGGCGGGCGAACUGGUGUGGUGGUGGUGGUGCCUAAGAGACCCUCCAUUUAUAAGGAUGCUGGUGGGAAAUGCCUGGAGACAGAGAUGACGAGAUUUGUCAAAAGGCACUUGAACUCCUGUCAGAUCUUUGUUCGAAAGGGGAAGUGCAGAACGAUAACUGUCUGGAUUUUAUCUACUAUUUCCGAGACCUUGCCAGGCCACGAUACACGGAUUCAGAUGUAUCGGUGAGUCUGCUGUCACUGGUAGUGACAGCUUGUGGCUUGGCCUUGUUUGGGGUCUCCCUCUUUGUCUCCUGGAAACUCUGCUGGAUACCAUGGAGGGAGCGUGGGCUCUCCCCCACAACCAAGGAAGUCCAUGGGCACCUGAACCCCACCAUGAGCCCUUUGCCCUCACAGCCUGCACCCAGGCAACCAGUUUAUACGGCUGUGGACCCCCCCUCGCACAACCGCCGUGAGUCGUUGCACUGCUCCAUCGCCAGAGAGCCCACUCCAAUGGCAUCUGUGGUUUCGGUGGAGGCUCCGGUGACACCCGUAUCGCCACCACCUGUGGUCAUGGCCACACCAGAGGCAGCUAUGAAGAUCAGUCACACAUCUCCAGACAUUCCACUGGACGCCCAGAAUAAAAGCCGGGAAAAUGGGGUUCACACUAACCCUCGUAUGCAGAGACAGACUACUGAACCUCCACCCUCCGGGCGCUCAAUGUCUGAAAUUGGACAAGGGUCCAUUCGCAGACAUAUGAACCUGUCCAACCCAGACUUCAAUGUGGCCCAAUUCCAAAGGCAGGAUUCACUCACUGGAAUGGGGCUUGGCCUCGGCCGUCUCAAACCAGAGCUCUACAAACAGCGCUCCCUCGAGGGGGAUGACAGCAGUCGCAGAGGUGGAGGCUGUGGACGCCUCCACUUUAUCCUAAAAUUUGACUGCGACCUUGAACAGUUGAUUGUUAAGAUUCAUAAAGCAGAGGACCUCCCAGCCAAGGACUUCUCUGGAACCUCUGACCCUUACGUUAAGAUCUACCUGCUGCCUGAUCGGAAGACCAAGCACCAGACCAAAGUGCACCGCAAAACGCUGAACCCUGUGUUUGAUGAGGUCUUCCUGUUUCCUGUGGCCUACUCGGAGCUUCCCACACGUAAGCUGCACUUCAGUGUCUAUGACUUCGAUCGUUUUUCACGCCAUGACAUUAUUGGCCAAGUGGUUGUGGACAACUUCCUGGAUCUGGCAGAUUUCCCCAGGGAGACAAAACUCUGCCGGGAAAUCCAGUACGUCUCCUCGGAUAAUGUGGACCUCGGGGAUCUGAUGUUUUCGCUCUGUUAUCUGCCUACUGCGGGCAGAUUGACAAUUACAAUGAUAAAGGCUCGCAAUCUCAAAGCUAUGGAUAUCACUGGUGCAUCUGAUCCAUAUGUGAAGGUUUCACUAAUGUGUGAUGGUCGCAGACUGAAAAAAAGGAAGACAUCAACCAAGAGGAACACUCUGAAUCCGGUCUAUAAUGAGGCCAUUGUUUUUGAUGUCCCUCCAGAGAACAUAGAGCAAAUCAGCCUUUUGAUUGCAGUGAUGGACUAUGACCGUGUAGGCCAUAAUGAGGUCAUUGGUGUGUGUCGGGUUGGCAAUGAUGCAGACAACCUCGGUCGAGACCACUGGAGUGAGAUGCUCACAUAUCCUCGAAAACCUGUCGCCCACUGGCAUCCUCUUGUUGAGUACCAGGGGACCACAGGUAGUAGCCAGGGAGGAUCCUGUAAUUCUCUGAGGACGCCUCCUUCUCCGUAGCCUUGAGCAAGAAUUUAAAUAAGAGUAUCGAUCAACCUGAAGCCUCGGCUGAACCUUUGGACAGUGGUGCUGCAGAGUGCAGCACACACAUGGUCCUAAAAGAAGAAUACAGACAUCCAUAAUACUAUGGAGUUUGGAAAAGAGAGACAUAAACUGUCUUGAGCUCUGCUCAACUGGAUCAGUUGCAUGUUGAAUGACCGCAAAGAUGAAUGUUUUCUUUUCUAUAAUGUUCCAUAAGAAAAACAACAGGUGUAUGCAGACAUUUUAAGUCUGUGCUAUUCCUGGGUUUAUACAGUAGUUACUGUUUUUUACAUAGUCUUGUUACUUGUUUUAUUGAGGUGAGUCUGUAUUUGCACAAUGUACUUACAACCAGUCGAACUGCCAUUCUGUUUUUUAAUUUGGUGGUGAAUUGGUGCAUGAGGUCAUGGUUUAGUGGGAUAUCCUCUUCUCUUUCUGUUUCUAUUUUGGGAAUACGAUGUGUUGUUCUGUCAGUUGAUGUGCAGUGGCAGUUAAUUUCUAGACAAACUAUCUGUAAGUAAAUAUGUUAAAUGUUAUCAAUAAAUAUUAUUCCAUAAAAAAAACAACCAUUGUUGAUCUUCGCCA